This is a messenger RNA of Ciona intestinalis (vase tunicate), 1171 nucleotides long. RefSeq lists its product as uncharacterized. The record is from RefSeq and is a predicted model, not a curated record. NCBI's taxonomy places the organism in Eukaryota, Metazoa, Chordata, Ascidiacea, Phlebobranchia, Cionidae. Gene Ontology annotation, molecular function: DNA binding.
CUACUAGCUCUUAAUGACUUUUUCCAAUAUUCUUUAUUUUAUAAAUCGUAAUGCACCAAACAACCUUCUUUGCCAAUUCAUUUGAAGAAGUGCUUCAUAAAUUUGACCUAUCUAAUAACAAAUGUCCCUUGUGUGAAGAAAAUGAAAUUUCCUAUAAAACAGAUCUAAAGAAGCAUUUGAACUAUGUACAUUUCCGUUACGCAAUUUUUCAAAAAGUUGAUGGGAAGCAAGGAAUUAUUUUACCAUGCCGGCGAAGCUGCUUUAAUCGAAUUAGCCUAAAAGAAGUGAAGCGCAGUCAUUAUCAUUGUCCAUUUUGUCAACGUUGCUACGGGCGAGGCAAUUCAUUUAAAGUUCACUUGAAGUCGCAGGAAGGGAGAUGCAGCUUGGUGAAAAAGAAUGAAUCUGAGGGUAUGUCAAACCAGGAAUUGGAGGUUUGGAUUGGCACUGAAGACCAAGACCAACCUGAUGACAUUUACUUGGCAGAUGGCAGUAUGUCUGCAGAUAUGUAUAGUGGACAUACAGAUAAUUCAACCUAUUCACCAAAUAAAACCAUGUCAAAGAGUCCUGUACAUCAUUAUGAUGCAACACCCAGCUACAUGGUUCCAUCAAAAAGAAAGAGACAUUCUGUAAGCAAUGAAUUUGAAAGUCAUACCAAUCUAUCUAUAGCUGAAAGGAAGUUUGAUAACGUCAUUGGAACAAACUCAAAUGAUGCAGACGAUUUAUUUUUUGCGUCAAUUGCUGCAGAAGUUAAGACAUUACCUAAAAAGACAAAAUCUGAUUUAAAGCUAAAAAUACUUUCACUUGUAAAUGAUUCUGUUCAAUCUCUUGAAAAUAAUUUUGAAAUUGGAAUAUCUAGUUAACAUAGCAUGCGUGAUUGCGUGUUUACUUGUGUGGUAUUAAUGUUAUGUUGUGGUUGCAUAUAAAUUCGUUAUGUAUGUCACUGUCCGUGGUUCUUAAUCUUGUGCAACAAACCAAAAUAAUAACAACAAAAGUGAAGAUUUGGUAAACCAACUACAUUUAACAAAACUUUAUGCUAGCUUACCUACAACACAUUAAACUAUUGGUCUUCGUAUCUGUAUUUAAAAAAAACUUCAACAUCCAUCCAAUAUUGGCCUGCUAAAUGUGAGCAGUAAACCUUUCCGAAUUUUAUUGUUUUCUUUUUCAAUACUUA